AUGGAGAAAAGAAAUAAAUCAAAUACAGAUCUCAAUGAAAAGAAUGGUGGUGAAAAGGAUUCAUAUAAAAUUGAAGAUAAUUCUUUAAAAAAAUUGUAUAGUAGGCAAACUUUUACUUUAUUUGUUUUUGAAAAAAGUGAAAUGAAAGAGAAAGAUAUAUUGACGAUUAUUACCAACAAUAGACAUAUAACAAAGAAAUAUGAUAAGCCUUAUUUGAUUAAUUCAGAUCAGCCUAUGAUGAAUACUAAAUACAGGAUUUCAAAAUACUUGACGAAUGUAUUUUGCGGGUUGCCUAUUGAUUUAAAUGCUAGAAAUAAGUAUUUUUAUAGAAUACGUCAAUUACUAUUGAAUAAACUUAUAGCGAUAGAAAAUAGAUUAAAGAAACAAGAAAAGAAUAGACAGACUACAACUUAUAUUAAAUUUAGUUAUGGUAAACGAACAUGGUAUUUGGGAUUCUAUAUUCUAUGUUCAUUUUGUAGUAAUGUCUGUGCUUAUGUAAUGUCAAACAAUAGAAAAGUAUGCCAAAAUUGUCAUUCAAAGGUGAUAGUAAUACCUACACCUCCCAUGCAAAAUACGUUUAAAAUUUAUUGUCAAAGUAAACAAAUAGUAAGUAAACACAUAGGCGUUACUUAUACAAAAAAGGUUUCAAUGGAUAGUGGCACAGGUAACUAUUUAGUUACAUAUUCGAAUUUGGCUAUUAACAAACAGUUCAAAACGAUGAAAGAACAAGAGAAGUAUAAAAAGAGGUUUACAAAUAGCCUCAAAAAUCAUAAGAAUAAAUGGAAUUACACUAAUAAUAGAUUUGAGUUAAAGCCAGUAGUUUCUAAACAUCGAUUGAAACGAAGAUGUGAUAUUCUUAAGAAAUAUUAUAUAUCAAACAAGGAAUUGAAGUUUUUGUUUGACCAAGUUACAAGUAAAUCAGGAUACAACAUGUUGAAAGAUGAUAUUUUUAUUAAUCAUUCCUUCAACAGUGAAUAUUUUCUUAUAUUAAGAAAGAAAAAAGAAGCUACUUUCGAACGAGAAGAUAUUGAGGUGGCUGAACAAAAAACGAGUGCUGGUAAGAAUUUUAUGGUAGAUAAUAUUACCACAAAUUUACAAGAGCUAGAAAUUAGAGAACAGAAAAAUAUGCUUACCUGGCAAGAAAUACUAAAUAAAUUUGUACCGAUUACAAAGCAUGAAUUUCAUAGGGGGUUAAAUAGUGUCAGAGACCUUGAUAAUUUAAAGAUAUUUCAUGAUGGAGUUAAAAAAAAAGAAGAGAUCAUAAAGUCUCUUACAGUUACGAUAGAUAAUUACGUAGAAACAAAUUAUCAAUAG
Rhizophagus irregularis DAOM 181602=DAOM 197198 is the source of this 1314-nucleotide messenger RNA. Lineage: Eukaryota; Fungi; Glomeromycota; Glomeromycetes; Glomerales; Glomeraceae. The record is from RefSeq and is a predicted model, not a curated record.